AUCAUGGUUGCACAGUUCGAGAUGUGUUUCGCGCAUGUUCAAAAAAUAAUUCGCUUCAUCUUAUUUGUAAAUAUAAGCGAAUUUUCGAUUUUUUUUCCUCGAUGAAUGAUCAAUGAAUGUUAAUAAUCAACUUCCGCAUCCAGAAACACCGAUAUCGUCAAGUGUAAUAUUUUCUGUUUUCUUUGUGUGUUUCGUCGUUUGGUCGUUAAUCAGGAUGGAUAAUGCGACAAUUGGCAUGGAGAAGAAAAAGAAGAAGAAAAAUAAAGCACCACAGCAACUUGUUGCAAUCACCGAACGCAAAGCAUCUGGUUGCAAUUGGGAGUUGUACAAGACCUUGUCGUCCACCUUAAACACAGAAAAAAGUAAGGAAGAAAAGAAACAAAACAAGGAAGAAAAGAACAAAACUACUUUGCAAAAUAGACAUCCAAGAUCUAAACAUUAUUUUCCAAUACACGAGCAAGUAAAUACUAAAGAGGAAGUGACCAAGAAGGAAAAUACAAAGCACAAUGAUGUCAAAAGUAAAGAAACACAGAUCCUGACAAAGCAGGUUGCUAUGGAUUGCGAGAUGGUUGGAAUUGGUAAUGGCACAGAGAACAUGUUAGCUAGAGUGUCAAUUGUAAAUAAACAUGGUUAUUGUGUGUAUGACAAAUACGUUAAGCCCAGGGAGAAAAUUGUGGAUUAUAGAACGGCGGUUAGUGGGAUUCGUCCGGAGCUGGUGGAAAAUGGAGAAGACUUUAUGGUUGUUCAGAAGGAAGUGGCGGACAUUUUGAAAGGUCGCGUUCUGGUUGGUCACGCUUUGAGACACGAUCUCGCGGUGUUGUACUUGUCGCAUCCUCGAAAAUAUUUGCGAGACACCUCGAGAUACAAAGCUUUUCGUCAGAUAUCGAAAGGAGGCACUCCUAGUCUCAAGAAACUUGCGCAUGAAUUGUUAGGCGUUGAGAUUCAAAUAGGCGAACACGAUUCAAUUGAGGAUGCGAGAGUGGCGAUGCAGUUGUAUAUGUUGUAUAAGAAGAGAUGGGAAAUGGAGAGGAAAGGACGUUGACAAUCAAUUUUUGGGUGUAUGUGUGUCAUCAUUUUGUUCUUUAGAAACAUUUUGUUCGUCUCUCAACGUUUUCGGAAAAAAAACGUUUUAUCAUUGUUCAUUUGUACAAAAACAGUCAGAAAACAUCUGCCGUUUAAAUUUGAACUUGCAACACUUCCACAUCACGCGGAGACGUACUGAAUUGUAUAUACAUGUGUUACUUUGUUUUUACAUGAUUGUAAAAAUGUAUA
Pseudomyrmex gracilis is the source of this 1272-nucleotide messenger RNA. RefSeq names its product RNA exonuclease 4. NCBI's taxonomy places the organism in Eukaryota, Metazoa, Arthropoda, Insecta, Hymenoptera, Formicidae. Gene Ontology annotation, cellular component: nucleus. Gene Ontology annotation, biological process: rRNA processing. The record is from RefSeq and is a predicted model, not a curated record. Gene Ontology annotation, molecular function: 3'-5' exonuclease activity; nucleic acid binding. Bases 113 to 1042 code for a protein of 309 amino acids. The transcript is spliced from 3 exons.